UAGUCUCUCGCGCACAAGGCAGGGUAAAGGACCUGCACUGUAAAAAUCUGUGCCAUACUGUCGGGGUUUACGCUCUUCACUGGGCUACUACGAGCUGGAGAGAAGACGCAUGCGUACUGAAUUGAAGCAUCCAGUUGGGGAGGAAAAAAGCCGUAUGUGCCAUCGGAUGUAAUCAAGGCAAAGAAUUACCUCUUCUCGCUGUGCAUACAUGGUGAAAUUUGGGCUUUUUAACAGAGCGGCAGUGUCUUUUCGGUGGCUGUCCAGGGCGAAGAAGCUCUACGGUUCUUCAUGGUGGCACUUUCCAUUGAUGUGUUGUGCGAGUUGCUAAUGCAAUGGUUUCUUUCUGUUAAAAAUAGUUCAGGACCCAUUACAUCACAGUGUCGAUCACAUUUCUGCUACGCCCAUGGGAUCAGAGCGGAUGGAGAUGCGAAAGAGGCAGAUGUCGGUGCAGCAGGAGUCGGCAGCGGGGGGAACUGCACCGGCCCAGCAGGGCCAGGCCAACCCACGGGGCUCAAAUGCAUGCUGCUUCUGCUGGUGCUGCUGCUGUAGCUGUUCCUGGAAUGAAGACCGGGAUGAAAGGAACCGAAAGGCUUCUUAUGACGUCAAGGAAGGGACCGCAGACUGUGAAGACUGCCCAAAGCCCACGCUGGAGGACGUGCGCUUGUGGGGGCAGUCGUUUGACAAGCUAAUGUGUUGCCCAGCGGGAAGGAACUCCUUCCGACAGUUUCUUCGCACCGAGUUCAGCGAGGAGAACAUGCUCUUCUGGUUAGCCUGUGAGGAGUUCAGCAAAGACCCCAACAAGAGUGCAGUGGAGGAGAGGGCUCGGGUCAUCUAUGAGGAUUACAUCUCCAUUCUCUCGCCUAAAGAGGUGAGCCUUGACUCCCGUGUGCGUGAGACGAUCAACAGGAACAUGCAGGAACCCAACUUGCACACGUUCGAAGAUGCCCAGUUGCAGAUCUACACACUAAUGCAAAGAGACUCGUAUCCCCGCUACAUGAACUCCGCAGACUACAAAAACCUGCUCAACACUCUCUCAGAGCAGUCCCCUGAAUCGUAGGGUGGUGAUGACCUGUCAUAUUUUAACUCUCUUUAUCCCCCCAUCCCUCCCCAUCCCUUUUUUUAAAUUUUUCUUUAUAUGUUCAGUGUAGGAUUACAUGAACCGGGCCUCUGGCCCAGCCCCUCCCAGGGAUCUCAGCGCUAUUGUGAUCUGCACCUGACCGAAGACACUCAGGUCUCAAAAUCUCCCGAGGGCUCGACAUCACAAGUACUGCUACUGAUCAACAUAGCAAAACACUCCAAAGGAAUAUGAAUACAUUUUGUUUCCGUUUUAUUCUUUUGAUAGAAAUAAUCUAUUUUAUUUGUGUUCAGUUUUUUAUGAUCUGUUGUUUUUUGUAUGAUUGUUUGGGGGGGAAAUGAUUCCUAUUGUAGACUAUAUAUAUUUAUGAGUUUGUAAAUAGUAAAAAUUGAAUUGUGGGUAUUUUAUGUAGAAAAAAAUGCCUGGUUCUAUUUACUGCGUAUGAAAAUCAAAGCUCAAGUCAAAGGCUACGUGUUAGCUCUACUUGCAGGCAGCUUUGUGGGGUACUGUAUGAUUUGACCUUGGUUUCACCCUGUUUUGUUACCUAGCCUCACACUUCGGUACCUUUGACCGCGACUUGGCAACUCCAGUUAGUGUAGAAACUGUGUGUGUUUUCAGAGAAGCAACAGGAAGUGACGAUAGCUCUUGUCACAGUGUGCAGUUUGUUUCCAUAAGCAACUGAAAUCAAGGAUUGAAGGGUAUUUGAACUUUCUUUACUAAAUAUAUACCCCAGAAGAUUACCUAUUCAAGACCAAAUUAUUUUACUUUAGUUACUAAAUGCACACCAUAGGUUUAAUAUAGUUCACAAGUGUGACAUAAGAACCAAAGUUAUUCAAUUUACCACAUAAAGUAUUUUUUAUUUAUUCAUAUCUAUUGCCAAUACAGAAAAAAACAUAAUACAGUAUAAGAACAAAUGAUAUUCCUAUGGUGGAAUAAACUAUACUAGACUAUACUACGCUAGAGUUAGAUGGGAGUGUUUAUACCUUUUUCAUAUCUGUUCACUAAAUGGAAAGCUACAUCCAGAGCCUGCUUAGCUUAGCAAAAAGAUUUAAAACGGGGAAACAGCUAGUCUGGCUUUGUAUAAAGGUAACAACAUCUACCCAUCAGCAGUUCUAUAAUAAUAUUUCAUUUGUUUUACAAAUAGCUGUUUCCCCGUUUCUAUUCUUUAUGCUAAGCUAAGCUAACCAGCUGCUAGUUGUAGCUUCUUAUUUAUUGUCCAGACAUGAAAGUGGAAUUAAAGUAAAGUAAAUCAUAGACGGGUAAAAAAAGUAUCAUUGAACUUUGCGACAUUUUUGACGUUAAUAAAUCUUACCUGCAAUACUAAAUUGACUUCUGAUUGAAAUUGAUGCUGGGGUCCGGCCAGGUCAGCAGCAGCACCAAAGCUACCAUAUAAACUGUGUUUAUACGUUUGAAGAGAGCAUUUCCAUUGACUAAAAUUGGAGUUGCCAAGUAUUAAAAAACUUUUAUAUAUUCUGAUAGUUUUAGUUGAAUUACUUUGUUGCCUCACAAACAUGUCACUCAAAGACAAGAUCCUCACGUGGGGAAGUGCCUUCACAUUCAAUUUUAUGACAUCUUUCUCAUGGGCAACAGAUGUUUUGAGACUCUUGCCCUAAGGGUGGUUACUGGAGCACGAGGCCAGUUUACUGGAAAGUGUCCCUCUCCUCGGCCAAAUUAUCGCAUGUGUUUUGUCUUGAUUUCUUAGUCGUGACUACAUCGGUCCAUUUUGGUAGCGCUACCAAACAGUAUGACGGAGCGUGAAGGAAACACAUUUUUUAUUUGCUCAAGACAAGAUCAUUGGAUAGGGCUGUUUGUCUGAACUUCUUGCCAACCUGUGUGCUUCAUGGUGGCACUUCUACUUGUCUUAGAGUUAACUUUAACUUACUAUGUGCAAUUUGAGCUGAUGGAUACACCACGCAGAUCAACCUCAAAACACAAUCUAAGCCAAUGGUUUGGAGUAAUGCCUAUACUUUAUUUCUUCUUCUGUUUACUAUAUGAAAUGUGUUAUUUUGCGCUGAGUUUACUGAAGAAUACAUUUUAAAAAAACAAUAAUGUGAAUGUUUACAGUAUAUGGUUUAGUUUUUUUCUGCUACUCUCCAAGAAAAUAAUGACUUGUGGGCAUUUUGACUGAGAUAAAAUAAAGCACAAUCAUUUUA
Etheostoma spectabile (orangethroat darter) is the source of this 3228-nucleotide messenger RNA. It is a transcript of the gene rgs20, whose product is annotated as regulator of G protein signaling 20. The record is from RefSeq and is a predicted model, not a curated record. Lineage: Eukaryota; Metazoa; Chordata; Actinopteri; Perciformes; Percidae. The coding region runs from base 404 to 1057 and encodes 217 amino acids. The transcript is spliced from 6 exons.